CUCAACGAAUUUAAGACGAGAUGCUCUACACAUUUUGGCAUUUUCCUAAAUAAUUUGGGUUGACACCCAAUAGAUGUACGUAGCAGUGGGAAGGUAACUGAAACACAGAGAUAGCGUUGCAAUCCUACGAUUCACUGUUGCAUUUUAUUUCCGAUUAGUGGCGCAGAGGGCAGCAUAACUCGGCACUACUCAAAUUCAAUCUAACUGCAACAAUCAUAUGGACACACUAAACAUCUUAAAAAGCUCAGCCCUAGUAUUUACAACAACAAUGGAUGCUACUGUACCAUCACCAGCUCUUUACCUUCACCGCCAAAGGCGCAUUUCAACCGGUGUUGAGCCAGCCAAAUCUGUUACAAGCCAACGCCACUCACCUACAAAUUAUUCCAUAGAUUUCAUACUGGGAACAGACACUACGACAACUCCCAGUCCUUCCGGUUCGCCACGGGAUGGCAAUGCCGAGACAGCAGCCGUAUUUACGGGCGGGCGCAGCUGGAUGGAGUUCGCUCGAUGUCCCCGGGAGGAAGAGAGUAUGGACCGGGCGUCAAUUUACUCCUCACACGAACAACGUUCACGAUCUAAAGCAGGCUCAAUCGAUAUGAAGUUGAAACGACAAAACACCCGAGAAACGUUCGAAGACGAAACCCAAGAUUCUGAUGAUCUGUCUGAGACCGAGCCUUCAACAUCAUCGUGUACCAACGCAGACUACCCUACCGAUCAGAGGUCCCCAACAACCGGCGAAGAAGAGGACGACGAUGGUUGCCUGCUGGACGGCCCAAGUAAGACGGGACGUAAGAUCCGUCGUAGCCGGACCACUUUCACUACAUUUCAGUUGCAUCAACUCGAGAGGGCGUUUGAGAAGACCCAAUACCCGGACGUGUUCACACGAGAGGACUUGGCAAUGAGACUUGAACUAAGCGAAGCUCGUGUUCAGGUGUGGUUUCAGAACCGGAGAGCAAAAUGGCGCAAGAAGGAAAAAGUUCUAGGCCGGGACAGUCCGAUAGGUUUCUUUGGCCCACACCAUCCCGUUGAUUUCAUGGGUCCUUUCAGUGUGGACCCAACCCUUCCACGGUCUGCCGAGAGGCUGUCCGCUUGGGCACUUCACAGCGGCCACGUCGGUAGAGUUAACUCAGGACUUCUAUCCCAUGUACCACUUCAUCACGGUCUCGGACCCGUAGUCGGUGGUCAUUUCUUCGGCCAGUCUCUCCCCGGACAUCCCCCUAACCAUCUGCAUCCUCGACAGACCGCAGGGACUGGUUAUUGGUUGCCCAGACCGCCCCUCAUCACGGGCAGUAGUCCCUUGUAUCCCAUCAACUCCACCACACAACAUCAGCAACAGCAUCUGACAGUGCUACCCAACCUUCGCAUUCCAGCACCACCUCUAAGGAGCGAAACGAAGGAGCUUUCCCCACCCGUGAAGAAACCCAACUGUGCUGGUUGGCUGCCGCUGGACAAUCAUUCAUUAAAGAAACAGAGUAUCGACACGUUGAGAAACAAGGCCAAAAAUCAUAGCCAGCUGUCCACAACACCACCAAACAAUCAAAUAAUUAAACAUUGAUCAAACUUUUCCAGAUGUCAACUAAGUGCCUUCACUGCGUAUGAACCACGCAAAACAAACUAUAUAAAGGCAAAGUUUCACAGGACAUUAUGAAGAUAAGGUCGUUAAACGGUCCUUUUUUCUUCCUUGAAUUAAAAAAACUUUUGUUAGUGCAAUAUUACGAUUAAAUAGACAUUGAUACCAUGUUUAGCUAAGUUGUGAAUAUUAAAUACGUAUAUUUCAGAGAGACAGAUGAACAAUUAUUUUAAUGUGGGUAUAGUGACUAUAUUUUUAUCUGGAUGUUAUCUUGAGACCGGCACAUAAACUAUACAUGACCGCCACGUAACAAUCUGGUGGCCGCCACAUAACUAUCCAGCGACCGGCACAUAACUAUAUGGUGGCCGCCACAUAACUAUCUGGCGACUGCCACAUAUCUGGCGACCGUCACAUAAGUAUAUGAUCUGGUGACAGCCACGUGACUAUCCGGAGAUCGCCACAUAUCUUGUGGCCGCCACAUAACUAUAAGGUGGGCGCCACAAACUAUUCGUAGGCAGACCUAUGUUUACAUCCCGUGUCCAAUUUUGUUUUUCGCCUGGCACUAAAAAGGGCUUUCGUGCAUUUGCAGCUUCCAAUUUCAGGAUCUUUAACAAAUUUUAAGUUUAACUUGAAAUUACUGUUAAAGAACAGACCACUGUUAAACAAAUCACUUUUAUAUAUGAAUCACAAUGUAUAUAAGCAGCUGAACGAAUAUAAAUAUUAUCCUAUUAUGGACGAUAAUUUGUAUAAAUAAUUCAUUUUCAAUUGAUAAGAAUUGCUAAUAAGUACUCAAAACACAAUGUUGGCAACUAUUUGUUUUUGUUUUGUCAAAAUGAUCUUAUCUUUAAUUCAAUUGAAAUCAAAUAUGGAUUUUGAUCCGUGUUAAAUACAGUAUGCAACUCGGCUCCUUGCCGGUUGGUGCCUUGAGAAUAUCAAAUGAACUUAGUUGAAAGUACAUAUUAAACCAAAAUAUGAAGCCACUAUUGGUGAUUAAAUACUCAAAACAUUAUAGCAUAAAAACUUUCUUUGUAACGAGCCAUGGAGAGCUAUUUAUAUAGUAUUGUAAGAAACGGCUCAUUCUAUAGUGACGUAGUUUUCAAGAAAGACGUAAUUUGCCACGAAUUUGAUUUCGA
This is a messenger RNA of Asterias rubens (European starfish), 2703 nucleotides long. RefSeq names its product aristaless-related homeobox protein-like. Bases 218 to 1555 code for a protein of 445 amino acids. Gene Ontology annotation, molecular function: RNA polymerase II transcription regulatory region sequence-specific DNA binding; DNA-binding transcription factor activity, RNA polymerase II-specific. NCBI's taxonomy places the organism in Eukaryota, Metazoa, Echinodermata, Asteroidea, Forcipulatida, Asteriidae. The record is from RefSeq and is a predicted model, not a curated record. The transcript is spliced from 3 exons. Gene Ontology annotation, biological process: regulation of transcription by RNA polymerase II.